Messenger RNA from Notothenia coriiceps (black rockcod), 798 nucleotides. RefSeq names its product ras guanyl-releasing protein 3-like. The record is from RefSeq and is a predicted model, not a curated record. NCBI's taxonomy places the organism in Eukaryota, Metazoa, Chordata, Actinopteri, Perciformes, Nototheniidae. The annotation marks the transcript as partial. Gene Ontology annotation, cellular component: plasma membrane. Gene Ontology annotation, molecular function: calcium ion binding; guanyl-nucleotide exchange factor activity. The transcript is spliced from 6 exons. Gene Ontology annotation, biological process: Ras protein signal transduction.
AUGUGGAGCGAAAUGACAGAGCUGGUGUCCUCCAACAACAACUACUCCUGCUACCGGAAGGCCUUCAGUGAGUGCCAGGGCUUUAAGACCCCCAUCCUGGGGGUGCACCUGAAGGACCUGAUCGCAGUGCAUGUGGUCUUCCCUGACUGGGGGCAUGACAGCAAUGAGGUGAACCUGGUGAAGAUGCAUCAGCUCUACAUGACCUUCAACGAGUUGGUGUCCUUGCAGACUGCGGUGGCCCAAGUGGAGCCCAACAUGGACCUGAUCUACCUGCUGACGCUUUCUUUAGACCUUUAUUACACCGAAGAUGAGAUUUAUGAGUUGUCAUUACUAAGGGAACCACGUAACCACAAAUCAUUGCCUACCUCUCCAACAACUCCCAACAAGCCCCUGGUCCCUCUGGACUGGGCCUCCGGGGUCCCGACCAAACCGGACCCCUCUGUGGUCAACAAACACAUCAGGAAGGUGGUGGAUUCUGUGUUCAGGAAUUAUGACCAUGACCAUGAUGGCUAUAUCUCUCAAGAGGACUUUGAGAGCAUUGCUGCUAAUUUCCCCUUCCUGGACUCCUUCUGCGUUCUGGACAAAGAUCAAGACGGAUUGAUCAGUAAGGACGAGAUGAUAGCGUAUUUCCUCCGGGCCAACCCACUGCUCCAGUGUAAGAUGGGUCCAGGUUUCAUCCACAACUUCCAGGAGAUGACAUACCUGAAGCCCACCUUCUGUGAACAUUGUGCUGGAUUUCUGUGGGGAAUCAUCAAACAGGGCUACAAGUGCAAAGGUAUUGUUUCAUUGCAUUCGUCU